AUGGCAAAUAAUGUUGUUGUUGAAACACAUUAUACACAAAAUAUGAAUCGUUCAUUAACAGGUGAUUCUGAAACAUAUCAACAAUGUAAUUAUCAAACAUUUCAAAUGCUUGUCCUUUCUGUUGUUGAUCAAUUAAAUACUGAUGAAGUUCGACUAAAACAUCUUCAUAAUAUUGCUGAAAAUAUUGAAAUUCUUUCGACUUUACCAAAUUAUGCAAUAUAUAUUGAUUUAUUAGUUAAAAAUUUUCUUAGAUCAUUAAUUGAAACAGAUACUGUAUUUAUCAUACCUAGUAAUGCACAAACAAUUCGGAAACAAAUGAUUGAAGUUUUUCAUCGUUUACCAAUAACUGAAGCACUUCGUGGAUUUGUUAAAGAUAUUCUUUCUCCAAUGUUUAAAUUAUUAACAAAAGAAAAUGAAGAAAAUGCAUUACUUUUAUUACGUAUUAUUGUUGAAUAUAUGAAACAAUUUCGUCCACAAAUGAUAAUGGAAGUUCGUGAAUUUCUUCAAUUUGUUCAUAAUGUUUAUCGACAAAAAGCUUCAGCACUUGAUCAAAUUUUUUUAACAAAAACAUUUUCUCAUCCAACAUUAACAAUUAAUGAAAUUGAUUUAUCAAGUAUUAUUGAACAAAUAUGUACAUCUGUUAAAUUAAUUGUUAAAAAAAUUCAAAAUUUUCCCGUACAAUCAUCAAUAACAACAGAUGAAACAACUAAUUCAACACCACAUGCUGUAACAGAUACAUUUACAAUUCUUUCUCGUGCAUCACAUUCAGUAAAAUUAUUAGCUGAAUUUCCAGUUGCUAUUGUUCUUCUCUAUCAACUUUGUCGACAAUCAUUACAAGCUGAAUUUGGUGAAUUAGUACCAUUAUUUUUAAGAUAUCUUACAUUACAACCAAGCAAAGAACAAAAAAUUGAUCCGAAAUUUAAUAUGGAAAUUUAUAUUGAAUUUCUUACAACACAAGCAAAAACAUUAUCAUUUCUUGCUUUUGUUGGUAAAACAUAUCAGGAACAAUUAGCAUUAAAUAGUGAUUUAUUAGUAAUUGCAAUUUUUCAAUUACUCGAUGGUUGUCCACCUGAAAAUGUUCAAUUACGAAAAGAUAUUAUUGUUGCUGCUCGACAUUUUGUUUCUUCAGAUUUUCGAACAUUAUUCAUUCCACAUGUUAAAAGAUUUUUUGAUGAAAAUUUAUUACUUAGUACAGGUUAUACUGCACGUGAAACACUUAAAGCAUUAGCUUAUAAUACAUUUGGAGAAUUUUUUAAUCAUAUACGUGCAAGUUUAUCUAUUGAAGAUCUUCAAAAUGUAUUAUAUAUGUAUUCAAAAAUGAUUCAUGAUUCAAGUUUACCACCAACAAUACAAGUAACAAGUUUAAAAUUUUUAACGAAUAUUGCAGAAUCAAUACGUCAAAAAGGAUCUGAAAAAUCUCGUGAUCUACUUAUACAUGUUGUUGAAACUCUUGUUUUUAAAUGUAAAAGUUUAGCUAAACAAUGUGCUCAUUUAUCAAAUAAUUCUAAUGAAAAAACAAAUGCUGUAACAAUUCCAUCUAUUAAUGAAGUUGAUGUAACAACGAGUACAUUGAAUGAACUUGUUCAAAAUAUGAAUGAUAUAACAAAUAGAGAAAAAGAACUUCAACGUCAACAAUUAUCAUUAAUACGUUUUCAAGCAACAUCACCAUUAAUUUAUACAUUAUCAUCAAAUGAUUGUCGUACAUUAUUAAAAGUUCUUGUUAGUAGUUUACGUCAUAUAACAUGGAUAUUAGCUGAUGUUAAAAUAUCUGAAAAUCUUGUUACACAACCAAAACAAUUUGUACCAUCAAUAACAAUUUUAUAUAUAAAAUUUUUUAAAUAUAUUCUUCAAUGUUUAAUUAUUUUUUUUGAUUCAACAUCAACAAUAAAUUCAAAUGGAAAUUCUUCAACAAUAAAUAAUACAACUACAAUAACACGUAAUAAAGAAGAAAAAGAAAUAAUGGAUAUGAUUGCAAGUGUAUUUAUUGUUAUGCAUAAACAAAAUUAUCGUGAAAUAUUUGAAAAUAAUUUAUUAUAUUUUUAUCAAUGUGCUAAUAAAAAUCCAAAUAUAACAUUAAUUAUGAAUACAUUAUUACAACAAUCACCAUCAUCAACAAUACUUGUUGAAUUAUUACUUGAAUUUUUAUUACCACGUAUAAAUGAAAUAGGUGAAACAAAUAAUACAAAUAAUGCUUGUUUAAAAUUAUUUAAAUUAGUUAUAAAUAGUGUUGUUACAACAACAUUAGCUACUGAAAAUGAAAAAAUUCUUCAACCAUAUUUAAAACAAAUUAUUUUACGUUCAAUUGAAUGUGCACAAUUAACACAAGAUCCAUAUAAUUAUUUUAUAUUAUUACGUGCACUUUUUCGUAGUAUUGGUGUUGGUAAUCAUGAAUUAUUAAAUCAAGAAUUUUUAACUUUAUUACAUUUUCUUUUACAACGUUUAAAUGAAUAUCAAUCAUGUAAACAUCGACAAAAUUUAAGAGAAUUAUUUAUUGAAUUAUGUUUAACUGUACCUGUACGUUUAAGUGUUUUAUUACCAUAUUUACCAUUAUUAAUGGAACCAUUAGUUAAUGCAUUAAAUGGUUCAUCAACAUUAAUUUUACAAGGUUUACGUACAUUAGAAUUAUGUGUUGAUAAUUUACAACCAGAUUUUCUUUAUAAUCAUAUUUUACCAGUACGAAGUAGUUUAAUGAUAUCAUUAUAUCGUUUAUUAAAUCAUUCAAAUAAUGAUAUUGCACAAAAUACAUUUCGAAUAUUAGGUAAAUUAGGUGGAAAUAAUCGACGAAUACUUAAUGAACCACAACAAAUUAAAUAUGAUAAUGAAGAUUUUGAUAUUGAACAACAAAAUGAAAUUUAUAUACAAAUGUUUUUUGAAAAUGAAUCUAAAUCAAUUAGUAUACCUUUAUUAAAAAUUCUUCAAACAUGUGUUGAUCAAUUAAAAUCUACUAUUACUGAUCAACAUCAAAUAAAACGUCAAGCAUGGCUUAUAGUUCGAAGUGUUCUUUCUGUUCUUAUAUCAAAUGAUGAUGAUCAUGAUUUAGUUACACAUCUUUUAAAUCAUCCAAGUUUUUUAAAUGGUACAAUAUCUCAAUGUCCAUUAAUAUGGAAUACAAAUAUUGAUAUAAAAUCUAGUCAUGGUCAUAUUUUACUUCUUCAAUGUCUACAUCAAGCUGCAACAUGUAAAACAUUAACUGAUGAUGUUCUUCCUAUAUUAAAAUCUACUAUUCAACAUUAUACAUUUGUUUCAUUAACACAACAAAUAGGUCCUUUAUCUUCUGAAACAUAUGAUACAAAUGAUACUAUUGAUUGUUCAAUAAUUUUAAUUGAUAGUAUAGUUUCUUGUUAUAUUGAUAUUGAUGAUGAAUUAAAUUCAAUUGGUCGUAUAUCAUUUGAAACAUUAUUUAAUACAUUACUUAUAAUAUUUAAUAAUAAUUAUCAACGUAUAACACAAUUACCUAUAAUAAAUUAUUUAAUACAUACAUUAUGUAAUCAUUGUCAUGAUCGUAUGUGGUAUUCAAAACAAGGUUCAUGUCGUUUUCUUUAUCAAUUAUGUUUAAAUUAUUUUCGAAAAGAAUCAAAUUGGUUUUUAGAAAAUUUAAAUCAAAUAUUAAAUGAAUUUUUUCAUGUUAUUAUAUCAUUAACAGAUGAAAUAUCAUCUGGUACAUUAGAUAUAAUAUCAAAUAUGAUAAAAGAAUUUCUUGAAUAUUAUGCUAAUAUUAAAUUAAAUGAAAAUCUUAAUGAAAAUUUAAUUGAAUUAUUACUUAAUUAUUUAUUUUCACCAAUAAAUUAUGUACGUAAUUUAAUUUAUGAUUGUUUACGUCAAUUAAGUUUUCUAUUUCAACAAACAAUAUUACGUUUAAUUGAACCAUUUAAAAAUGAUUUAAUAAAAAAAUUUUUAUCAUCAAAUAUAUUACCAUUUAAAAAUCAAUCAUUAUUAUAUCAAAUAACAUAUUUAGAUAUAUAUAUUUUUUUUCGUACAUUAGAACCUAAAAUAACAUAUAUACAAUUAUAUGAUGAUGAUUUAUUUAAAGAAUUAACAACAUUUUUAUUUGAUGAAAAUGAUUUAAUUAAAUCAUCAUCAUAUCGUUCAUUAACACAACAACAAUUAACAUUAAAUAUGAUAUUAUUAAAAAAAUUAUCUAUACGUACAUUAAGUGAAUAUUAUGAACAAAUUGAAUAUCGUGAUCGUGUAUUAAGAUUAUUUUAUAAAAUUUUAACAACAAUACAAACAAAUGAAUUACAAUUAAUUGCAUAUGAAUCAAUUGAAAAAAUUUUUAAUGGUCAUCAAAAUGAACAAUUACGUUUACGUUUUGUUGAUUUAUAUAUACAAAAAAUACCAUUUCAUGAUUAUGAAAAAUUAAAUUUAACACCACAAAUAGCACAAACAUUAUUUUAUUUAUCAAAAUUAUCACCAAAUUCAUUUGAUGAACGUCUUUGUGAACAAAUACUUAAUUUAAUACGACGAUUAAUGCAAACUAUUGCACAAACAUUUCGUUCAAUUAUUGAUACACAAAAUCAAUUUUAUAAAACAUGUUUAAUUUUAUUAGAUUUAUUAGCAACAUUACCAAGUUCAACAAAAAAAAUUAUUGAAUCUUUAACAAUUCUUAUUUUAAAAUUUGAUAAACAUCUUAUGAUUGAAUCAAGUAGUGCUUGUCGUAAAUAUUUAAUUGAAUUAUUAAUUCGUCAUCCUCAAUUAAGUCUUGAUCAAUUUAUAAAUGAUGAAAAUCGUUUACAAGAUUUACAAUGGAGUCGUCUUUUUCUUGAUUUAUUAAAAAGUUCAUCAUCAUCAAAUAUUCAAACAUUUGUACGUACAAAUUGGCUUGAUCGUUUUCGACAAAUUCUUAGUGAUCAUAUUGUUUUUAUUGAAACAACACAAAAUAUACCUUCAAUUAUAUGUAUUACAAUACGUUCAUUAUCAAUAUUAGCACGUACAGAUCAAUUAUGGUGGUCAAGACAACAUGAACUUGUUUCAUUAUUAUUACGUUUAUGGCGUUCAAAUACAUUUCAACAACAUUCAUUUUUAUCAUCCGAACAUUUUGAUUCAUUUUGUACAAAAGAAUUAAAUAAUGUUCUUAAUUUAUGUUUAAUUUAUUAUAAAUAUCAACCUGAACGUAUACGUUUAUUACUUGAAUUAACACGUAUAUAUUCAUGUAUAGAAAAAUUAUUUUAUCCAAAAAAAUUUUUUCAUUUUAUACAAGAUAUUAUUAUAAAAACAUAUUCAUUAAAAUGGAAACGUGAUGCAUUAUAUUCAUUUAUAACAUUACGUAAUGAUGAAUCAUAUACAUUAGAAUGUAAAUCAUUAUUUUUUGAAUAUAUUUUAUUACCAUCAUUUACAUAUGAAUUUGAAAAUAAUAAAAUACAUAUAAAUAAUGAAUUAUUUCAAAUAAAUCCAAAUAAUGAUGAAACAAUUAUUGAUUUAUUUAUACGUACAAUGAUUGAUAAAAAAUAUCUUCAUCAAAUAAAUGAUAAAUAUCGUAUAUGUUUAUUACGUUUUUUAUGUUUAUUUCUUGAAUAUAAACCACAAUUAAUAUGUGAUACAAAUUCAUCAAUAACAAAUAAACGUGAUAAUGAAAAAUUACGUCGUGUUAUGGAAUGUGCAUAUGAAACAUUAUCAAUGAAUAAUAUUGAUUCAACAUUUAAAUGUCAAGCACAUUUAUUACUUUGUUAUAUUAUAUCAAAAUAUCCUAUUGUUAAACGUAUAAUAACAAAUGUAUUUACAAGUUUAUUAAAAUCAUAUAUAAUUGAUGUUAAAUUUUUAGUACGACAAGCAACUGAUUUAUUAAUACCAGCUAUACCAAUACGUAUGGAUGAUGGUUAUGAUAUAUUAGCUGAAUAUACAAAAAAAAUUCUUUCCGAUGAUGCACAUGGAAAUUUACAAUUAAUGCAUAUUAUGACAAUUAUUGUACGUCAUCAAAUAAUUUAUUUUCAUGUAAGAUAUAUAUUAGCUAAUUUAAUGAUACAAUCAGCACAAAGAAUAUCAGGACAACAAACAAAUUCAAUGGAACAUAAAAAAUUAUCUAUUGAUAUUAUUGAAGUUAUUAUUAAAUGGGAAUUACGAAAACAUUAUGAACAAAUAAAUGAUCAAAAAAAUUUUAAUCGUUCAUUAAUUGAUACAAUAUUUAGUUUUCUUAUACGACAUGCAUGUCAAAUUAAUUUACAAAAUAUGUUACCUUUAUCACAACAAUGUAUUAGAUUAUUUAAAAUUGCAAGAAAAUUUGCAUGGCCUAAUGUUGAUGUUAAAUUAACAACUUUUGAAAGAUUAAUACAUCAAAUUGAAUCACCAAAUAUUACAGCUCAUAAUUCAAUUGCGAUUGCUAUUGAUCUUCUUGCUUUUCUUAUAUCAACAUUUACUGUUAUACAAAUAAAAUAUACUAUGCGUACAUUAAAACGUUCAUUAAUAACAUGUGUAUCAAUAACAAAUAAUCCACGUUUAGUUGAAUCAAUGCAAAAUCUUUUUAGUAAACUUAUUAUUCAAAUUCCUAUUGAACCACCAGCAGCUAUUAUUCCUACAACAACAACAACAGCAACAACAAAUACUCAACAAGGUUUAUCACCACAACUUGUACAAGCAACAUUAGCUUCAUUAGCAACAGCAACAGCAACAGGAACAACAACAACAAAUAAUCAACAAUCAAUUUUAACAAAUAAUUUACCAUUAUCAACACAUACAAUAAGUAAAAGUGAAGAUAUUGAACAAUUUUAUACGAUUAUAACAAAAACAAUUAUUGAUAAUAUGAAUAGUACACCAACAUCAAUUGUUAAUACAACAGAUAGGUAA
Molecule: messenger RNA, 6777 nt
Organism: Rotaria sordida
Lineage: Eukaryota; Metazoa; Rotifera; Eurotatoria; Philodinida; Philodinidae
Source: the annotation of a GenBank genome assembly